This is a messenger RNA of Tripterygium wilfordii, 3427 nucleotides long. RefSeq names its product putative receptor-like protein kinase At3g47110. The record is from RefSeq and is a predicted model, not a curated record. Gene Ontology annotation, molecular function: protein kinase activity; protein binding; ATP binding. Gene Ontology annotation, biological process: protein phosphorylation. Bases 1 to 3309 code for a protein of 1102 amino acids. NCBI's taxonomy places the organism in Eukaryota, Viridiplantae, Streptophyta, Magnoliopsida, Celastrales, Celastraceae. The transcript has 7 exons.
AUGGCCACUUCUGCCCAAACAACUACUUAUGUAGUACGUUCAGUGAAAGAUUUUGCAGUUACUGUGAGUCUCCGGUAUUGGGAUUUUCCAAUGGUGUGUGUUGGGAUUGAGUAUGGAGAUGAAGUGAGAGAUGAAGAAAACAAAAGGGGCUGUCCCUUAAUUUAUGGGUACUCUCCGAAGCCUGAGCUUAGCAGUGAAGAAACUGAUUGGAGUGCAUCAAGUUUCUUGAUAGUUACAUCUUAUAGCCCGUACGGUACUAUAUUUAUUAUUGAUCAAAGAUUGCUGUAUUUCAAUACCAUGGAACACAAUCUCUUCAAUUAUUUCUUGUUUGCGAGCGAAAUAUAUGUACCUGUAAUGCCAAAAUCUGCAAGCUCCACUGUUGCCGUCCAUCCUAACGAACCCGUUACUUGCCAAUCUGCUUUGUUUGCAAAAUUAAAACUUGUCAAUGAAUCAAUUGUCAAUGGCAUGAUAUCCUCAGAUCCUCUACUUUCUUGGGACAAGAACACAUUCCCCUGUAACUGGACUGGAGUUCUCUGUGACAACUCCAGCACCAGAGUCGAAGGUCUUGAUCUUUCUGGGUUGAGACUCACAGGUUCCAUUAGCCCCUAUGUCGGUAAUCUCUCCUUCCUUUAUUCGCUUCAAGUACAAGGUAAUAGCCUUGCAGGAUCAUUUCCAGACCAAAUUGGUAAUCUUUUUCGCUUACGAGUCCUGAACAUGAGCUACAAUAGCUUUGUUGGUGCACUGCCACAUAACAUAAGCAACUUAGCUGAGCUCACAGUUCUGGACUUAACAGCGAAUAAGCUUUCCGGUCGACUUCCUACUGACCUUAGCCAGCUCACAAAGCUUCAGGUCAUAAAUCUUGGACAAAAUUCGCUUUCAGGUCCAAUUCCACCCUCCAUUGCCAAUGUUUCCUCACUCAUACGAUUAAAUUUAGGCACUAAUCUCCUCUCUGGUGAGAUACCAAGUGACUUGAGCCAACUUCGAAACUUGCAAGUGCUUAAUCUUGUCAUCAACAAUCUCACAGGCACUAUUCCUCCUUCCCUUUACAACAUGACUUCCCUAGUUAGUUUGGCUCUAGCAUCAAACCAACUAUGGGGGGAAAUUCCAUAUAACGUUGGGGAUACACUGCCAAAUCUUUUGGUAUUCAUUCUCUGCUUCAAUAAACUCACAGGAACCAUCCCAGGGUCUCUGCAUAAUCUGACCAACAUACAAGUCAUCCGUACGGCACACAACUUUCUGGAGGGAACUGUGCCACCGGGUUUGGGGAAUCUCCCAUAUCUGACAAUGUAUAAUAUUGGAUUCAACAGGAUUGUUAGCUCAGGCGAGAAUGGUCUCGAAUUCCUCACUUCUUUGAAAAACAGUACUCGUCUCCACUUCCUGGCCAUUGACGGCAAUCUCUUGGAAGGUGUCAUUCCAGAAUCUGUCGGAAAUCUUUCUAAAUCUCUUUCAAUAUUUUACAUGGGAGAUAAUAGAAUUUAUGGUCGCAUACCUGCCUCCAUUGGUCAACUAACUGGCAUAGCUUUGUUCAAUGUGAGCUACAACUCCAUGAACGGCUCAAUCCCUCCCGAAAUUGGCCAAUUGAAAGAGCUACAAGAGUUGGGGUUGGCUGGAAAUCAACUUUCCGGAACUAUUCCAGAUUCUCUUGGUAGCCUUGGAAAAGUGAACCAGAUUGAUUUAUCAGGAAAUCAAUUGGUUGGUCAAAUACCCACCAGUUUUGGAAACUUCGGCAAUUUGAUUUCUAUGGACUUGUCCAAUAAUAGGCUCAAUGGAAGCAUACCUAGAGAAGUUUUAAGCCUCUCUAGCUUGAGCAAAAUCUUGAAUCUGUCAAGGAACUUAUUAUCUGGACCUUUGAACGAACAAGUUGGUGUCCUGGACAACAUUGUAACCAUUGACCUCUCUAACAACCGUUUGUCUGGUAAUAUUCCUAGCUCAAUCAAAACUUGUAGGAGUUUGGAGAGAUUGUUCUUGGCAAAGAAUGAACUCUCUGGUCGUAUUCCAAACAGUUUAGGAGAAGUGAAAGGUUUGGAAGUUCUAGACCUCUCCUAUAACCAACUUUCUGGCUCCAUUCCUACUGACCUCCAAGAUCUUCAAGCCCUUCAGUCAGUGAACCUCUCUUUCAAUAACCUUGAAGGUGUAAUUCCCAGUGGUGGAGUUUUCAGAAAUCUCUCUAAAGUCAAAUUGGAAGGUAAUCCAAAACUCUGCUCAUAUUCGGGAUGUGACAGUAGUCCACGUCAUAGAAAUUUGGUGCUUAUUGUUUGUAUUACAGUCUCAAUCAUAGCAUUUGCACUUUGCAUCAUUGUUGGGUCCUUUGUGUUUGUAAGAAAACACAAGAGAAACAGUUGUGGAACCUCUGAUCUGCUAAAGGCUGAACAUCAAACAGUCUCAUAUCACGAGCUUCGUCGAGCAACUGACAAUUUCAACCAGGCAAAUUUGGUCGGAAAAGGCAGCUUUGGGUCGGUAUACAAAGGGUAUCUAGGAGAAGGUAUUGCUGUAGCAAUCAAGAUCCUUGACAUCAAAACUACUGGCUCUUGGAAGAGCUUUGUUGCAGAGUGCGAGGCUUUGCGAAAUGUGAGGCACAGAAAUCUUGUUAAAUUGAUCACAUCAUGCUCAAGCUUGGACUCUAAAAACAAUGAGUUUCUUGCUCUAGUGUAUGACUUCCUUGGUAAUGGGAGUUUGGAGGACUGGCUGAGAGGCAAAAGAACGAAACCAAAUGGAGAUGGGUUAAGCAUGACAGAGAGAUUGAAUGUGGUCAUUGAUGUUGCUUCAGUGUUGAAUUACCUACAUGAUGACAUUGAAGUCCCUGUGGUGCAUUGUGAUUUAAAGCCAAGCAACAUUCUUUUGGACGAAGAUAUGACUGCUAAGGUAGGAGACUUUGGUCUAGCCAAGCUACUGGUGAACAGAACCAACAAUCAGCAUUCUAUAAGCUCCACAUUUGCCUUAAAGGGGUCCAUAGGUUACAUACCUCCAGAAUAUGGUAUUGGGCAGAAACCAUCAAAGGCAGGAGAUGUGUACAGCUUCGGAGUGAUGUUGCUGGAGCUAUUUACUGGGAAAAGUCCGGUCGAUGAUUGCUUCAUGGGUGAACUGAAUCUCAUUGAGUCGGUGCGGUCAGUGUUUCCGCACAAAAUACUACAAGCACUUGACCCUGAGAUUUUGCAACACAUGGAAGAUCCAGACAUACAGCAUGAAUGCAUGAACAAGAUUUUUGGGGUUGGCUUGUCUUGCACUGCGGAUUCUCCUGAUUCUCGUAUCAGCAUGAAAGACGCUCUUCGCGAAUUGAAAUCGGUGAAACGCAUCCUUCUCAGUGACUAAUAAUGUCGAUUACUGUUAAAUAGUCUUUACUUCUUCAUAUUUGUAUAAUUAAGUCCUUCUCUCUUGCAUCUUGGGCAGAAUGUACUUCCCAGUAAUAAAUAAAUCAGAUUUGUACAUA